This is a messenger RNA of Folsomia candida, 1622 nucleotides long. RefSeq lists its product as uncharacterized. The record is from RefSeq and is a predicted model, not a curated record. Lineage: Eukaryota; Metazoa; Arthropoda; Collembola; Entomobryomorpha; Isotomidae. The transcript is spliced from 9 exons. The coding region runs from base 484 to 1572 and encodes 362 amino acids.
AUUCGUUUUGCCAAACACAAAUAUUUUACAAGUCUGCUUAUCAUUAGUUUUCACUUACUCGGAUUGAAACUUAUCUUUAAGAAAAUACGAAAUUUUACAUAUUUGUUAUGAAAUCUCGUAGAUCAAUGAUCUAAGAUCAUGUAAUAGUUAUGCCUUUGAGCAUGAAAUUUACACAACGAAUCAACUAAAUAGUUAAAUACUACAAAAAAUAAGCAUGCAUACAUUUGACGUACUUAAUUAAAUUAGUAAAAUCACAAUUCAAAAAAAUUGCCAAGUUUUGAAAGUGUUCCGUCAUUUCAAAAUUCUCUAUGAAAAACUUUGUAAGGAAUGUAUUUUUACAUAGUUUACAAGUAUAAGCGGUUUUUUUCACGUUUAUGCGGUUUCUGCUGCAUAAAUAAAACACAGCACACACAGCUGAGGAGAGUGAUUUAUUAUAAUAAAUAAAAUUGAAGAUUAAAAAUUAACUAUUUUCUCGUGUACACAAUGAACCACCGCAUGAUAAGCGAUCUCCCCCCUGGAAUUGCGACAGUGGGUGUGCCCGUCGCCGGGGUCGGAGUAAUGCAGACACUUAUGUGGCCCGAAUUUCCAAACAAUACAAAAGAAGCCAUUCAGCAAAUUGAUCAGAUGUAUUACUCAUUAAAAGCACAGAAAAGGAAAUGGACCCCAGAAGGAGUAAUUGAUAUAGUAAACAAACUGAUAUUCAACCUUUUAAGUAGUCGAGACCUUAAAAAUACGAGACUGACAACCGUUCAAAAGUUGGGACUGGCAGAAAUCAUAUUGAGUCAUUUGACCUCUUGUCGAAACGAUGUAGAUCGCCAGGAACUGUUCAAUACUUAUUUUUACACUUCAAAUUACUACAAUGGCGACGUUCCCCUUUUAAUUCUUAGCUCAGUGACCUCACUCGCCAUGGCGUUUCGUAAUGAGUAUGUCCUUCAAUGUAUUGGAUUCUGGGUCAUGAAUGCUGGACUUGACAACCCUGCCGUGUUAUAUCUUGCUGGCGACGUGACAAAAGAUUUAGUGACGGAUGAGAAUCCUGAAAAAUAUGACGAUUUACCGAAAAAAGCUCCACUUUUUACGGCCGCGAUGCUCAUUGCGAUUGGAAAAAGUUUCAGAAAUACUGCUCCACCUAAACGAUUAAUUACCCAAAUAACGAGAUGGAUCGAAAGUACACCAGCAGUUUGCUUCAUUCCCCCACUUUCAGCUAUAUUUGAAAUGUUUAAAUGGGUCAUUAACAGCGAAGAUGACGAAUCCAGAUUGCAUUACGCUUUGAUUUCUGCGAUAGAACGGGGUGGAAAAGGGGCACAGUUGCAGGUUAUUCCUCCAGUGAUGACCUUGAUUCAAGAUUUGAGAGUUAAACGAGAAAAGAUCUUAGCUGCCGGGUCGUCAGCAUCGCUCACAUCUUUCCACCAGAUCGACAUUGCGCUGGACAGACUUUUCCAAGUUAUUCAAAUGUUGAUAGCUUCAGAGUGUCUGGAUAGGAAUGAGAUACAUCCAAUUUUCGAAUCCACUGAAGAAGCACGACUUCCUCUCACCCCUUUUUACGAAAUUAUGAAAGGCAUUCAUAUGAAAUAGUUGAGAUAUUUGUUAAAUAAAGCCAAUUUAUGUAUAUUUUUUGUUUUAAG